AUGUGUCAAUUUAUCAACAAUCUAUUUCAACCAUAUUUAUCUUCAAAAGAAUGGUUAUCAGGUGAAAAUAAUGUACCAAUUUCAAUGAGUUUAAAUCAAAUUGAUAAUCAAGUUCAAGAUUUUGAUGAUUUAUCAGUUUCAUCACCAUUAUAA
Dictyostelium purpureum is the source of this 153-nucleotide messenger RNA. RefSeq lists its product as uncharacterized. Lineage: Eukaryota; Evosea; Eumycetozoa; Dictyosteliales; Dictyosteliaceae. Bases 1 to 153 code for a protein of 50 amino acids. The transcript has 3 exons. The record is from RefSeq and is a predicted model, not a curated record.